GUCAACGAUGGCAGAUAAGACACAAGUGACAUGUAACAGUUGACAUUGUAAACUUCACGUAGGUUCACAUAAUAUGUCAACCUCAAAAACCGAAGGAAGAAUUUAGAUUAUUACAGCAAGUACUGUUUACUAUGACCGCUAUGGUUUGUAACCUAACGCCUCAUCUUAUUAAAGUAGCCUUUGUAAAAAACCAUCUACGUGUAAAGCAUUAUUCAACCGCAAAGUCAUACAAACUCCUUUUCUUUGGAUCAGACGGCAUUGCCCUCAGUAGCCUGCGAAAAAUAAAUGAAUACAGAAAAAAAGAGAAUCAUGUGAUUAGUCGUUUGGAUUUGGUAACAACAAACUCUAAAAAUAAGUCAGAAAUAUUAAAGUAUGCUGAAGCAGAAAAUAUACAGACUAUAAAAUGGCCGCUGGACCACCUUAACACUGCUGAGUAUGACUUAGGUCUUAUUGUGGCUUUCGGUCAUUUAAUUAAAGAAGAUCUACUGUAUAAGUUCCCAAUGGGCAUGGUUAAUGUUCAUCCAAGCCUGUUGCCGCGAUGGAGAGGAGCUGCACCAAUCAUCCACACACUUAUGAAUGGAGACAAAGUCACUGGUGUCACUCUUAUGAAAAUAAAAGCUGAUAUUUUUGAUGUGGGUGAGAUAAUAAGUCAAAUAAGAGUACCUGUAUCUGAUGAUAUAAAGCUACCAGAGUUGACUGAACAGUUAUCAGAUUUUGGUGCCGACAUGUUGGUAGACUGCAUAAGAACAUUACCAAGGAGUUUGCAAAAUACACAACCUCAAAGCACGGAAGGAGUUACCUAUGCCAAAAAGAUAACAAAAAGUAUAAGCGAGGUCAGAUGGUCCCAGAUGACAGCGGUCCAAGUGUACAACCUAUAUAGAGCUUUAUAUGGACUUUACCCUCUCACAACGACAUUUAAUAACAAACAGAUGAAACUCUUCGACGCCUUCAUACAUACCUGCGAAGAACAUUCAGAAAAGCCAAUAGGGAUACCUGAAUAUUGCGAAGAAACGAAGGCCAUACGAAUAUUAUGUAAGGAUAGAAGAUACGUACACUUUAGAUCACUUAGAAUAGUAGGCAAGAGAAAAAUAAGUGCGGCAGAUUUUUAUAAUGGGUACAUUAAAAGUGUUCUAGUCACAAAAAGAGAAUGUACAGUUUCUAGGAAUCAAUAAAUUAAUCAAUUGAAGGG
Trichoplusia ni (cabbage looper) is the source of this 1189-nucleotide messenger RNA. Its product is annotated as methionyl-tRNA formyltransferase, mitochondrial. The transcript is spliced from 5 exons. Bases 132 to 1172 code for a protein of 346 amino acids. NCBI's taxonomy places the organism in Eukaryota, Metazoa, Arthropoda, Insecta, Lepidoptera, Noctuidae. The record is from RefSeq and is a predicted model, not a curated record. Gene Ontology annotation, cellular component: mitochondrion. Gene Ontology annotation, molecular function: methionyl-tRNA formyltransferase activity. Gene Ontology annotation, biological process: biosynthetic process; conversion of methionyl-tRNA to N-formyl-methionyl-tRNA.